Molecule: messenger RNA, 993 nt
Organism: Ostreococcus lucimarinus CCE9901
Lineage: Eukaryota; Viridiplantae; Chlorophyta; Mamiellophyceae; Mamiellales; Bathycoccaceae
Exons: 1
Coding region: 1-993 (330 amino acids)
Source: RefSeq, a predicted model, not a curated record
AUGCGGGAGGCGCUGGACGCGAUAGAGACGUUAAAGCGGGAAAAGGAUGCGAUCGGGCGACGCGCGACGGAGAGCGAUGACGCGCGACGGGCGUUGGAAAAGGCGAAGAAUGAGUUGAGCGCGAUUCGGUUGGCGCAAGACACGCUCGCGUCAAAGGUUCGCCGGGACGCCAGGGAGAUGAAGACGUUGCGAGAGAAGAACGACGAGUUGACGCGGAGUUUGUCAAAGUUCGAAGACAAGGAGCGCAUCGAGAGAGAAGUCGCGGCGAGCGCGUCGUCGCUCGGAGAGAGGGAGAUGUUGAAGAGGCUGGAGGGGAGCGAUCCGCGCUUGGCGAUGACGACGCUCGUGCGAAACUUGUGCGCGAAGAAUAAACAAAUCGCGUCGCAGCAAGAGCAAUACGACGCGCUCGCGCGCAAAGUUCGCGAAAAGGAAAAAGACGUCAAGGCGCUGGAGGCGAAAUUGGACGCGUUUCGCGACGUCGCGAAGACGCAAACGGCGGCGAAACCAAAGCCGGCGGCGCCCGCGCCGCCGACGUCGACGGGCGAUUUCCAGCUCGGCGGUCGCGCCAAUAGCAGGCACGCGUGGGGAGUGGAUGAUCCGAGCGAGUUCGCGUAUCCGCCAACGCAACGCGUCGCGGACAAGAAGCGCGUCGUGAAGAAGUCGUUGCGUCGAGGCGACGACGAAUUGAUGAAAAAGUUGGCGCCGCCGCCGCCGAAGCGUACGUCAAACCGCGACGAAAUCAACUUGGUGAGCGACGACGACGACGAUGGCGUCGAAGACGACGUUUUGGCGAAUAUUUUAAACGACGUCGACGCGCGCGUGGAGCGCAAGCGACAAAAGAUGGCGGCGAGCGGGUCGGCGGCGACGAACAAGACGAGACGCGCCGGGUCAUUUUUGAAGUCUUCGCCGCGAGCGCCGUCUAACUCAAACGGCACGUUCAUCAAGCACGGCGCCGAUGGGCGAGGUGGGCGAGGUAAGUUUUUCGCGAUAUGA